Messenger RNA from Pangasianodon hypophthalmus (striped catfish), 7307 nucleotides. It is a transcript of the gene wdfy1, whose product is annotated as WD repeat and FYVE domain containing 1. Lineage: Eukaryota; Metazoa; Chordata; Actinopteri; Siluriformes; Pangasiidae. The transcript has 12 exons. Bases 344 to 1570 code for a protein of 408 amino acids. Gene Ontology annotation, molecular function: protein binding; metal ion binding. The record is from RefSeq and is a predicted model, not a curated record.
CUUAACUAUGGGGACCACUUUAUGUCCAGAUGAUAUAGUCUCACUGGCACCUUGUACUUUAUUGGACCAUAGAUAAAUAAUGUGUUCAGACUGUAACUUAAGCUGACAGGUUAUUUAAUAUAUAACGUUAUUCUGCAAAUAAUUUUAAAAGAGUACAGAACACGUCUGCCAUCUUCUUUUACGUUGUUGUUAAAGUCUGGAUACAAAUAGUGCAAGCUGAAUUGGCUGUUUUCGUCUGGGUUUUACGGUAUUUUUCAGUGUUGUGGUGAACUUUCCCUUAGCGAUCAGCUGACACGGUUUGGCUACUUGCAGGGAGAGGAGAAGAUCACAAAAGAAAACAGCUAUGGCGGCCGAGAUUCAUUCAAGGCCACAGAGCUCCAGGCCUAUCCUAUUGAACAAAAUCGAAGGCCACCAAGAUUCAGUGACUGCCGCGAUCUUAAUCCCGAAGGAGGAUGGAGUCAUAACGGUUAGCGAAGACAGGACUAUUCGAGUAUGGCUGAAGAGAGACAGUGGACAGUACUGGCCCAGCAUUUACCAUACUGUGUCCUCUCCAUGUUCAUGCAUGGCAUACCACCAAGAAAGCAGGCGGAUCUUCAUAGGACAAGACAAUGGAUCUAUUGUGGAGUUUCUAAUUUCUGAAGAUUUCAACAAGAUGAACCAUGUGAAAACCUACCCUGGUCAUCAGGGUCGUGUGUCAGACAUGGUGUUCUCCUUGCUGAGUCAGUGGGUGGUGAGUACAGGUUAUGACAAGAGUGUUAGCUGGAUGUGCACCCAGAGCGGCUCCAUGCUGGGAUGCCACUACUUCAGCUCAUGGGCCUCAUGUCUUCAAUAUGAUGAUGAUACUCAGCAUGCAUUUGUUGGUGACUACUCGGGUCAAAUCACCUUGCUUAAAUUGGAAAGGCAGACAUAUUCCACCAUAACUACUUUGAAGGGACACGAAGGAAGUAUAGGAGCUCUGUGGUGGGACCCGGUGAAAAGAUGGCUGUUCUCCGGUGCGUCAGAUCACAGUAUAAUCAUGUGGGACAUUGGCGGGAGAAAGGGGCGCACACUACUACUGCAGGGACAUCAUGAAAAGGUGCAGGCUCUGCGGUAUCUGCAGCUGUCUAAGCAAUUGGUCUCCUGCUCUGCUGAUGGAGCUAUUGCAGUGUGGAACAUGGACGUGCCACGGGAGGAGGCUCCACAGUGGUUGGAUAGUGAUUCGUGUCAGAAGUGUGAACAGCCAUUUUUUUGGAACAUUAAGCAAAUGUGGGAUACUAAGACCCUGGGUCUCCGACAACACCAUUGCAGGAAAUGUGGUAAGGCAAUUUGUGGGAAGUGUAGCUCUAAACAUUCAACCUACCCCAUCAUGGGCUUUGAGUUCCAGGUGCGAAUGUGUGAUGACUGCUACAACACAAUCAAAGAGGAAGAUCGAAUACCUAUGGCUAUGUUCCAUGAAGGAAAGCACAACAUAUCUCACAUGGACAUGGACAUUUCUAGAGGCCUUUUGGUCACCUGUGGGAGCGACCGUAUUGUUAAGAUAUGGGACAUGAUCCAAGUAGUUGGCUAUAACAUUUCAACAGACUCUCACUGAGUGAUUGACACAAUUGAAGCUUCACUCCACAGAAGCCCAUUACAGUCUCCACUUAUGAAUCCACAAACCUGGCCUACUCCCUGUUGUUAUAUUUCUGUAUGCCUAUGUAAUUGGAGUCAUUUUGAGUGAUAACCCAUAUUGUCUGAAUUGUAAUUAUUCCUCUUAUUCCUGUGUGUGUAUGUCUGUGUGUGGCCCUUGUCCUGACAUGUUAACUCUCUCUCUCUCUCUCUCUCUCUCUCUCUCUCUCUCUCUCUCUCUCUCUCUCUGCCUUAUUCAACUCAGGUGAAGAACUGUGAGUUCUAUUCAGACUGUAAUAACAGUGACCCAUAAAACUGUUUCAUUGCAGUUGAUGACCCAUCCUAUGUUGCCACGGAAAGUUUACUAUAGAAACAACAGCAGAGUGUUCAUGCAUGACACAAUACAUCAUGUCCAUUUUUAUGGGUCAAGGGUCACAGCUAAGUUUGGUGACAGAGGUUAAAUGUAAGAUUUCGCUGAUAGUUUUAUAAUUUAACAGGGAACAUUCUCUGGGAUAAGACAAUGCCAAUGGGUGGGAAUGACUGUGUAAAGCAUGAUGGGAAGAGAAGAACAGAGUAUGGAGAAGUGAAAGAAGAGCCAAAGCAAACCACCUCAUUAUGGUGUGGGCAUGUAUGGCUGCCAAAGGAAGCUGGUUCCCUUUUUUGUGGCAAAGAAGUGGAAUGUUCACAAUGGAAUGCCAGCCACUUGAGCAUUUAUUUCUGCUCAAAGUGAAGGCAAAAUGCCCGUAUAAUAUCCAUUUUAUAUGUGUGUGUGUAUAUAUAUAUAUAUAUAUAUAUAUAUAUAUAUAUAUAUAUAUAUAUAUAUAUAUAUAUAUACACAUAUCUCACACACUGAUCAGCCAUAAGAUUAAAACCACAUGCCUAAUAUUGUCCCCCUUGUGCUGCCAAAACAGCUCUGACCCAUCGAGGCAUGGGUCACAAGACCUCUGAAGGUGUGAUUUGGUAUCUGGCACCAAGAUGUUAGCAGCAGAUAGUUUAAGUCCUGUAAGUUGCAAGGUGGGACCUCCAUGGAUCAGCCUUGUUUAUCCAGCACAUCCCACAGAAGCUUGGUGAAAGAGGCCACUGCCAUUAGCCAUUGCCAUGAAGGGGUGUACUUGGUCUGCAGCUGGUACGUGUUGAAGUAACAUCUACAUGAAUGUCAGGACCCAAGGUUUCCCAGCAGAACAUUGCCCAGAACAUCACACUGCCUCCGCCGGCUUGCCUUCCCAUAGUGCAUCCUGGUGCCAUCUCUUCCCAAGGUAAACAACGCAUACCCCUUUGUAACAAGAUAAUCAAUGUUAGUCAUCUGUCAGUGUUUUUAAUGUUAUGGGUGAUUGGUGUGUGUGUGUAUAUAUAUAUACACACACACACACACACACACACACACACCUAUCAUGGGGUCACAAGACCAGUCAGUUCUCGAAUUUGAUGUGUUGGAACCAGGAAAAAUGGGCAAGCGUAAGGAUCUGAGAGACUUUGACAAGGGACAAAUUGUGAUGGCUAGAAGACUGGGUUAGCGCAUCUACAAAACAGCAGGCCUUGUAGUGUGUUCCGGGUAUGCAGUGGUUAGUACCUACCAAACGUGGUCCAAGGAAGGACAACCGGUGUACCGGCGAAAAGGUCAUGGGCACCCAAGACUCACUGACAUGCGUGAGGAGCGAAGGCUAGCCCAUCUGGACUGAUCCUACAGAACAGCUACUGUGGCACAAAUUGCUAAAAAGUUCAUGCUGGCUAUGAUUGAAAGGUGUCAGAACACACAGUGCAUUGCAGCUUGCAACGUAUGGGGCUGCAUAGCUGCAGACAGGUGGUUUUAAAGUUAUGGCUAAUCGGUGUAUAUGGUUUUAUAUUUAUAAUUAAUAACUUGUCCAAAUAUUUAUGGACCUGACUAUAUGACAUUAACACAGAGUUAAGCCUGAAGAAGGCUCCACUCUUCUGGGAAGGCUUUCACCUAGAUCUUAGAGCAUGACACUGGGGAUUUGCCCAUUCAGCCACAAGAGCAUUAGUGAGCUCAGGCACUGAUGUCGAGUGAGAAGGACUGGUGCACAUUUGGCAUACCAGUUCAUCCAAAAGGUGCUCAGUGGGGUUCAGGUCAGGGCUUUGUGCAAGUUCUUUUGCACCAACCUUGGCAAACUUGCUGCUUACCAGAUGUUUUUUGCACCAUUUUUUCAACUGUUGUGUGUCAGAAUGCCAGGAGCAGUUUCUGAAAUUCUCAAACCAGCCUGUGUGGCACCAACGACCGUGCCAUGGUCAAAGUCUGAGCACAAACUGAGAUCACAUUUUUUCCAUUCUACUGUGAACACUAACUUGUCCUCUUGACCUGUAUCUGCAUUAUUUUAUGCAUUGUGGUGCUGCCACAUGAUUGGCUGAUAUUUGCAUGAAUGAUAUAGGUGCUCCUAAUAAAGUGUCCAGUGAUUUGUAUAUAGUACAGCCUCUCGCGUGGACCCCAACCCCCGACUGAACUUUCUUUGCAGUCCAUUGUUUGAGAGUUGCCGUAUUGUGUGUGUGUGAUGAGAAUUUCCUAAAUCAUUAUUGUUCUGUAAAUAUGCCCCUGAGAAAGCUGUGCACAAGCUUUGUGCCAGGCUAUUUGUUUCACCUUUUUACUAACCCAGUGGUCAUCAUAGGACUUGCGAUCAUAUUUUCUGGUCAUAUAAAAUAAAAGCAUUAAUUAAUAUAACUGAAUUUUUGUGGGCUGGGUCACAUUGUUGACCCUAGGAUGUUUUGUAAACGCUAGUAGUGGACGCAGUCAUAUUAAGUGAGUUGUUGCAACCUAAGUACAGUGUCUGACGUAGCUGUUAAGAUGAAUUUGUUUAUGUUGCAGUGCAAGACAAAGAUUUUGGAGAGUCAUUAUAUAAGUGAACUUAGCUUUUCUUUUAAACUCUCCUCUUAUAUUCAACAGUAAUUGAACAUCUGUGACUCAGUUUAUAUUCAGCAGAUUAGUUGGUAUCCGCUCAUGUACAGUACUUAAAAUCUCUCUUAUUUCUGAAUGUUAUUACUUGUAUUAGCUAUAGUAAUGUUGGCAUUGUGUAGCUGUUGUACAGUUGCACACACACACACACACACACACACACACACACACACACACUCAACAUAAGUAUUCAGUCCCUGCAAACGCUUGUCCAGCUAUGUCUCAGUACAGUUUGAUCACAGACAUCUUCAGACUUUAUGGCUUGGAUUUUGGUUCAUUGUGGGAAUUUAUACACACAGCUGUGCACCUCUCUAAACCAUAUCCAGUCAAAUGAAUUUGCCACAGGCUCCAGGCAAGUUCUAGAGACAUCUCAAGAUAAUCAAAGUGAGCAAGAUGCACCUGAGCAGAAUUUGGAGUGCCUUGGCCAAGGGUCUGAAUACUUAUUAAUUAAUUAAUUAUACUAAUACUAAUUAAUAAAUUUCAGUUUUCUUUCUUUUUUAAUAAAUAUGCAAAAAAAAAAAACUUUUUUUAGGUUUGUUAUAGAUUAUUUUGUCUUGAUUAAUGGCCAAAAAGGUAUAUUUAAUCCAGUUUAAAUUACAUAUAUAAUACAGUAAAGUGUGCAAAAUCUGACAGGGACUGAAUAUAAGUUUGUUAUUAUAUUACUUUCUAAAUCCACUGUACAUACAGUAUAGAAUAAUCCUAAUCAUAAUUCCACAUGUCUGUUUUUGUCUGUCUGACCGACUUUUUUCCAUUCUCUCUCAUACCCAUUGCAAUACCAGAUUUACUCAUGUAGGCAUUUAUUAAUUAUGGAUAAACAUGGUCCAUAUAACAGAACAGUUUACAGGCUCAGUUACAAUGAACACCUACUGUAUUUAGUUCAAAAUUACUUGCUGAUUACAUGUAGUUAAACAGUAAAAAUUACAUUUCUAAAUUUGCAUAUUAGGCAUCAUUGUUGAAACAUCCUGUCGAUCCAAAUCCUGCACCUUUUCAGACAGAAUGCACCUGAGACCAAGUCACUGGGUAACUGGGUAAAGAAUGAGAGACAGUGAUUUUGGUCUGAGCAGGUUCCCACCUGGUCGACCAGAUCAGCUAGUCACUGUGCAUAACUGGAAACCCAUGGUUAGACCAAUGAGAUGGCAUAAAAUGCAGGCAACAGAUUCUGUACAACAGGGACAAAAGGUUUUAAUGUGAAUGCAAAUGGAUGUAUGUCAUAUUUACUGGAAACAUUCUAUAUGUUUGCCAUCUGUUUUGCACUCUGAAAUUAAUGACUUCAUAUUUACAAUGAGUAAGUCCUGGUGGAAACCCAACAUUUAUAAUAAAUAUAUUGGUUAGCUAAAAGACAUCCCUGUGUUAAUCUAGUAAAUUGUAGAUGUAUUAAAUUUCUUAGUUCUGUUUCUGUUUUCUUAUCUAAUCUGCAUAAGGUGUGUGCAUGUUAUUUAAAUGGCACUGUAUGUACUGUAUUUCAGAGAAACUGUUCUCUGUGUUUUGUGUGUAUUUGGCCAAAAUGUGUGUUGAAGUGCUCUUUGUGAGAUCAGAUUCUAAUAACCUGUUUCUGUUUGAAUGUUCAGUGAGGUUGGAAACCUUUUGCAAUCUCUUCCAUGACACUCAUGAACUUCUCAUCUUCCAGUUGGGAACUAUGUGUCCAGGCCAGUGGCAGAUGGGCUGAUACCAUUCUCCGAUCUAUAACAUGCACAAAAAAAAAAGAAUUGACAGAUUUAUUAAAGGUGAGAUUUUUUUCCACCUUUUUUUUAAUACUUAUUUUCAUAUCAUCCCCUUUCUGUCCACAUUAAGCCUUAAGGAACUGCAUCUCAAUUUUUUUUCCACACAUUUUCUAAGAUUUGGAGAUUAGUCUUUGCUCAACUUCUCUGUUUCUUUAUAAAUUGGAAUAACAAGCAUGAUGGCAAGAUGUAUUUUAUUAUGAUUUCCAAAAGCAUAAGGAAUCAGUACUGACAAAAUGGUUAAUGACAUUGCUUGCCUAAGAUUGUGGAUGUUUCUGUUUUGGCACUGUUGGAAUUGUGCUGCAUUUAAGACAAUGUAACUGCAGUCUGCAUCCACAACACAAAGUUGCCAGAGAAACAGGACAUUUCGGACAAAGGUCUUUCAACAGGUGUAACAGACUAACUAGGGAAUUAGACACAUUCUUUCCUCAAUAAAAUUGUAUUUAAUAGAUCGUUAACAGUUACUUUUGUGUUAAUAUAGAUUCUUCAGGUCAUUGAACAAUGAACUGCAGUGUCCCACAAUACAGCAUAUUUUUCUCCCCUUACAGCCUCUUAGACUUUGCUACCUUAAUCUUGCCUUUCACUUGUAUGCUGUUGACUGAUUAUACCUUAGUUUAGCCUGAUUCAGCAGCACAGAUACACAAAAUGGAUAUGUUACAGACAUAAAAGCUUGGAUGAAAGUUACAUGACGAUUCUUGUCAGCCAGUCUUGAUAGUCGUGAUUUAAUCUCUUGUGGAGAUACAACGUACAAAUUCCUGCAGUGUUAUCCUAAAUGGGUAUCCAUAAUUUAAAUAAAAGCCUGACAGUUUUGGGUGUAACAGUUCAAGAUGAUCAGCUAGGUAUAAAGCAGUGUCUAUAAAUGCUGGGAUUUGUGAAUCCUUCAUAAUGGGUGUGUACUAAUGACUCUACUGUCUACACUGCUCAGUGACAUUAAAAUCUCACUGUUUAAACCAUGCAUGAAGAAAAAUGUGACUAAUUCCGUCACCUGGACCUGCAUUUAUCAUUUUCUUAUGAUGUUUUUCUCAUUAUAAUGGGGUCUUUUUUGUUAUAAUGAGAUCUUUCUGUAUGGAGGUUCUUGUUAUUAAAAGACCUUUUCUCAU